This is a messenger RNA of Periophthalmus magnuspinnatus, 3391 nucleotides long. It is a transcript of the gene pgm5, whose product is annotated as phosphoglucomutase 5. Gene Ontology annotation, biological process: striated muscle tissue development; carbohydrate metabolic process; myofibril assembly. Gene Ontology annotation, molecular function: magnesium ion binding; phosphoglucomutase activity. The coding region runs from base 150 to 1853 and encodes 567 amino acids. Gene Ontology annotation, cellular component: sarcolemma; cell-substrate junction; cytosol. NCBI's taxonomy places the organism in Eukaryota, Metazoa, Chordata, Actinopteri, Gobiiformes, Gobiidae. The record is from RefSeq and is a predicted model, not a curated record. The transcript is spliced from 11 exons.
GCAAAAGAGGGAGUUGUCUCUGAGCAGCCGACAGUGCAGAGUAAACGCCAUGCAGCCGAUAGCUUUGUAGUUACACUGACAACACUCUUUUUUAAUAACUUUUCACUAGUUUAAUCUAUUUCUCAAGCACCAGGAGGAAAGAAGGGAGGAUGGAGACAAGUCCCAUCCCGGUUGUGACGGUCCAAACCUCGCCAUUUGAAGAUCAGCGGCCUGGUACGAACGGAUUACGCAGAAAAACUGCCGUAUUUGAGGGGAAGAAGAACUAUCUGCAGAAUUAUAUCCAGAGCCUGCUGUCUUCCAUCGACCUGCGAGACCGCCAGGGCUGCACUAUGGUGGUGGGCAGUGAUGGGAGAUACUUCAGCCGCGUGGCCAUCGAGGUCAUAGUGCAGAUGGCAGCGGCAAAUGGGAUCGGCCGUCUAGUGAUUGGACAUAAUGGUUUGCUGUCCACUCCGGCUGUGUCCUGCAUCAUCAGGAAGAUCAAGGCCAUCGGGGGCAUCAUCCUCACAGCCAGCCACAACCCCGGGGGUCCUGGAGGGGACUUUGGGAUCAAGUUUAAUGUGGCCAACGGAGGCCCGUCUCCAGACACAGUGCUGGAGAGAAUCGCUCAGGUGACUCGGACACUGGAGGAGUUUGCCAUCUGCCCUGACCUCCGCAUUGACCUGUCCAGACUUGGGCGCCAAGACUUUGACCUGGAGAACAAGUUCAAGCCAUUCAGAGUUGAGAUUGUGGAUUCUGUUGAGGUUUACCUUCAACUUCUACGCAACAUUUUUGACUUUGGGGCCAUAAAGAGUCUGCUCACGGGACCGGACCAGCUCAAGAUUCACAUAGACGCCAUGAACGGAGUGAUGGGUCCGUACGUACGCAGGAUCCUAUGUGAUGAGUUGGGAGCCCCGGCUAACUCCGCAGUGAACUGUGUUCCCCUGGAGGAUUUUGGGGGCCAGCCUCCGGAGCCCAACCUGACCUAUGCCACGGCCCUGGUGGAGGCCAUGAAGGGAGGGGAGUUUGGGUUCGGAGCUGCCUUCGACGCAGACGGGGACCGCUACAUGAUCCUCGGAGAGAGUGGUCUGUUUGUGCACCCCUCGGACUCUCUGGCCAUCAUGGCGGCAAACCUGUCCACCAUCCCGUACUUCAAACAGAUGGGGGUCCGAGGCUUUGCCAGGAGUAUGCCGACCAGCGCCGCCAUAGACCGGGUAGCCAAGGCAAUGAAACUAGCCCUGUACGAGACUCCCACAGGGUGGAGGUACUUUGGGAAUCUGAUGGACUCUGGCCGAUGUUCGCUCUGUGGAGAGGAGAGCUUUGGGACAGGUUCUGACCACAUCCGGGAGAAGGAUGGACUCUGGUCUGUGCUGGUCUGGUUGUCUAUAAUGGCCGCUCGGAAACAGAGCGUGGAACAGAUCGUCCGAGAGCACUGGGCCAAGUUUGGACGCCAUUACGUUUGCAGAUUUGACUAUGAGGGCCUUGAUCCUCGUGCUGCCUUUUAUCUGAUGAAGGACCUGGAGGGAGUGAUCUUGGAUAAGGCGUUCACAUACCAGAAGUUUGCAGUAGGAGACCACAUGUACGGUGUGGAGAAGGCCGACAACUUUGAGUAUAUCGAUCCAGUGGAUGGAACAGUGGCCCGCAACCAGGGUCUGAGGAUCAUCUUCAGUGACUCUUCUAGGUUGAUUUUCCGAGUGAGCGGAAGUGGCGGAGGUUGUGGUUCCACUGUCCGAAUUUAUGCUGAGAGCUUUGAGCGGGACCCUGAGAGACAUAGCCGCGAGACUCAGGUGGUGUUGGGGCCUCUUAUCGCCAUCGCUCUGAAAAUCUCCAACAUCCACGAACGAACGGGACGCCGAGGCCCCAAUGUGAUCACAUGAACAACCAGCUACAAGGCAUUAGCAUCUGCAGUACUGGGCACAACAAUGUACUUAUUAUGAACAUCUGACAGUUUUGCUUUAUACAUAUUCAGCUAACAGGAGGCACUAAAGUCACUGCACUGCUAAAAGUGGCUUGAGUUCAGGAUAUUCCUUUUGUUUUGAGUAGCACAGAUUAAGUUGGUUAAAAUAUUUGGAGUUGUAUUAAGUUGUUUCAAUUUGACCAUUCUUACAGAGGGGUUAUUUUAAUUCUAUGGGGUAUUAAAGAGGGAAUAUUUUAGUUCUAUGGGGUAUUAACAAGAGGGUAUUUUACUUCUAUGGGGUAUUAAAGAGGGAUAAUUUAUUUCUAUGGGUUAUUAAAGAGGAAGUAUUUUACUUCCACUGGGUAUUAAAGGGGGUAUUUUACUUCUACGGGGUAUUAACUAUAUCACGUAACAUAUUGAGAUCACCAUGUUCCCUUUCAUUGUUUUGAAAAAGCUAUUCUUGCCCAAAACAAUAUAUUAACAAUUUUAUUAGUUUCACUUUCAUUUUUGAUGCUCUGAGUUCCCACCUCUAUGCUUUCCGUGCUAAGUCACUUCAUCUUCAGAGGGCUAUCUCAACACAUCAGCGUGCAUCCCACUAAUUAAACUACUGCACAUCACAUGGAGAAAGCGAAAAAAAAAAAAGAAGAUUUUGCAUAACACCCCCUCUUUAAUUUCAAGAAAAAAUGUACACCAUGUAGGUUUGUUUUUGUGGUGGAGGAUCUGCUCACAAUAACAAUUCAUGUAUUGAAAGGUAAGUGAAUAAAUGCAAGAAAGACCAUACUGUGGAACAUUCCAGGCAAAGCAAAACAUCUCCAUGAAGACAAGCAGGUUCCGACAUUCCACCAGAAAAGUAACACACUGCACUUUUGAAAGAUCAACUGAAUAAGUAAAAAAUAAUAAUUUUACCAACAGAUAAAAAACAGCUCAAAACAGAAAAAUGUCCUGAUUUCAAAUCAUUGUAACCCACGUUCGUCUAUAAUGAAAAUAUUUAUUUUAUCAUGUGCACAAGAAAAAUACAGUUUGAUUUUUAUAGAACUAAUAAUUUCAUUAAUAACUACAGACUGUAUAUAUAAAUGGACAUAGCUAACCUGCUAGUCACCACGUUCCAAACAGGAAGUGAUCAUGGGCACUCUUCUGGCUCCAUCGACUCUGUGGCCCCUCUCUCUGCAACUGCUGCGGUCAACAUGUAUGUCUUAAAAUGUUUGCAUUAACCCACCCUACAAGAUUUCACUAUUGCGCCCAUAAAUUAAGAUAUGAACAUAUGAAUAGACAAAUCAGAUGCCUUUUUUCCCCAAAGUCACUCUCACGCUCGCUUCAUGCUAAACCAGCAAUGCGAGGGGAAGGGGCGUUCCCUUCAACAGCCUCGCUCUGGAUUGGCUCUUUGGUUGUUGUGAGAACACCUGUAUUUAUGUAUGAAAAAGCAAUACUUUUAGUAUUAAGAAGACCCACGUAGGCCGUAGUAAGUAAUUUCAGUAAUGAGGUCACGUUUCAAGUGUUUCAUUUGUUCUUCUGCCAGGA